GCGGCUGUUUGCGCAUGCACGUGAAUUUCAGUUUUUGUUUGUCCAGUGUCCGUCUAAGUCUAAUAUUUUUGUGCCUGAAUGUGUGUGCAUUUUGGUAUUUUUUGUGGUGUGCGUGUGUAUUCUGCGUGAGUGAGUUAAGGGUUGCGUGUGCACGGACUUUUGUGAGUUUGUGUGUCUCCGUGUUUCUUAGCGAUUGUGCAUGUAUGUAUGUUUUUGCUUGUGUAAACGUGUAUGUUUUGUGUGUAUUCUAUGUUUACUUUUUUCUUCUGUGCAUGUUUGUGCCCGCGUUGCUCGGUGUGACGUCAAGUUGAUUCAACUUCUUCCGGUAAGUUAAUUCGACCUCCUAGAAUGCAGCGCGCCAUCAACUUCCGGUUGCGCUCCACUAAACACUUCCUGGAUUACUCGAUACACGCUCCGAAAGCAACGGCACCCAUCACAACUUCAAACGGGACCAAGAGAAAGAUGGAGUCAUGUGACAGCCAGCGAAGCAAGCGUGUGCAUUGACCAAGGUUGACCACCCAGCAGCCCGGUCCCGGUCGGUGGCGGCCCAUACGCUGCCAUGGACAGCCGAUGCAGCAGCAGCACUGACUCUCGUGUGACGGGGGGAUACGGGGCCAGGAGCUCCACGUCCCUCCAGGCCCACAUGGACUCGUACAAGGAGGAGAAGACAAAUUGCAUCUCGGACGUCAGGCGGACCUUCUGCCUCUUUGUUACCUUCGAUCUUUUGUUUGUCACCUUGCUGUGGAUCAUCGAGCUCAACGUGAACGGUGGCCUUCCCGAACAGCUGAACCGAGAAGUGGUCCACUACGACUACCACGCCUCCUUCUUUGACAUCUUUCUUCUGGCAGUCUUCCGAUUUGCUGUCCUCAUCUUGGCCUACGCCGUCUGCAGGCUGAGUCAUUGGUGGGCGGUGGCUAUCACCACUGCCGUCAGCUGCGCUUUCCUCAUCGGCAAAGUGAUUUUUUCAAAGCUGCUGUCCCAGGGUGCUUUCGGAUACCUGUUGCCCAUCAUCUCCUUUGUACUGGCCUGGAUCGAAACCUGGUUGCUGGACUUCAAGGUUCUUCCUCAAGAAGCCGAUGACCAAAACCGCUACCGGUGCCCGCCGGAUGCCACCGCCGCAGAGCGAGCUCCUCUCUUCGCUCCCGGCCCCAUGUCAGACGGCCAGUUCUACUCGCCGCCCGAUUCGGUGGCAGACACGGAUGAGGACCUGGAGGACAAGCGCUGACUUUUGUGACAUCUCGGGUAACGCCAAUGCAUGCCCGCGGGAGUGGAGCGGAGGCGCAGUGAUUGGUUUUAUUUGCUUUUAAUUUUUUUUUUGCUUGUCCGAACAGGAAGUUUUGUGCACCAGCUUUGAAGGGAAAACUUUGCCUUAUACUUGCACAUACACGCGCACGCACAUAGACUCAUGAUUUUCCUUCUGGGCUUUCACACGAGGUAGUGAAAACGUAUUCGCGGCCAGUAGGACAAUGUAUUUGCGGUUCUCAGACAAAAUGGGAACCAAAUGUCCAUGAAAAGUGAUGCCUUUCAAAAUAAAAGUCUGCCUGAGUCAACUGUCAAUAAGAGCAAUCAUACAAAACCACAGUCAUAGACUAAAGGAUGCACACCACGCUUGCAUUAUUUCACGUCCCCGGAGGAGCCAUUCAGGAGGAACUAUUGGCAGGACGAGGCUUUGCAAUGGCGUUUGACGCAGACGUCACUGAAGCGGAUGCAAACCCGCCUGACGACACCGCUUGAUGCUUCAAGUUCAAAACGGGUACUUUCCCUCCCAAGCAAUCCGCUCGCCCGCCUGGGAUUUUCGAGCCGGCUCUUUUCUUGCUCAGUCAAAUUUUGUCCAAUUAGUUUUGGACAUAGGAGAACACCUGUAUGCAGUACGAGAAUUGCUAAAUAAAGUGGGGAAAAAAUGUCA
Molecule: messenger RNA, 1906 nt
Organism: Syngnathus typhle (broad-nosed pipefish)
Lineage: Eukaryota; Metazoa; Chordata; Actinopteri; Syngnathiformes; Syngnathidae
Gene: stard3nl
Product: STARD3 N-terminal like
Exons: 8
Coding region: 560-1225 (221 amino acids)
Source: RefSeq, a predicted model, not a curated record